ACAGUUCCACCAAGUGAAGCUGACGGUUCUGUUUCCUUUGUCCGAGUGGAGUGACGCACAGAAAGCAAACGAGGAGCCGGAUUCCCUGGUAGCAUUUCACAUCUCCAUGGCUGGGGCUCUGGCCCGCCUCAAAGCGAGGACUGUUUUUAGGACGUAGAAGAGAGAAAUGCCAUGGGACACUCCAGCCUGAACAGCAUAAAUGCGGAAAACAAAAUGAGUUUUCAGUCGAAAUUAUUUUAGCUGUAACUCAGGAUUUUGGUGGACGGCAAGACCACCACAACCAGAAUUUGGCCGGAUGGUCCUCCGUAGCCAGAGGGAAGAUGAGUCACCAGCCCGGCAGCAGCUACCGGGUUGUAAAUGAAGAAGGGAAUAAAGUCAAGCAGCCAAACUGUUACCAAGAACAGGAUGUGAGCGAGAAGAAACAAGCAAGAAAGCGAUUACUCCACAAAGACGGCAGCUGCAAUGUGUACUUCAAGCACAUUUUCGGAGAAUGGGGGAGCUACGUGGUUGACAUUUUCACCACCCUGGUGGACACCAAGUGGCGGCAUAUGUUUGUGAUCUUCUCUCUGUCUUACAUCUUGUCCUGGCUGGUUUUCGGCUUGAUCUUCUGGAUCAUCGCCCUCCACCACGGAGACCUGCUGAACGAUCCGGAAAUCACCCCUUGCGUGGAUAACGUCCACAGCUUCACCGGGGCGUUCUUAUUUUCCCUGGAAACCCAGACGACCAUAGGGUACGGCUACCGCUGCGUGACCGAAGAAUGCUCCCUGGCCGUCGUGGUGGUCAUCCUCCAAUCCAUCUUGAGCUGCGUCAUCGACACGUUCAUCAUUGGCGCUGCUUUGGCCAAAAUGGCAACCGCCCGCAAGCGCGCCCAGACCAUCCGCUUCAGUUAUUACGCCCUGGUAGGCUUGAGGGAUGGGAAGCUCUGCCUCAUGUGGAGGAUUGGAGAUUUUCGACCGAACCAUGUAGUGGAAGGCACCGUGAGGGCUCAGCUUCUCCGCUGGGUGGAAGACAGCCAGGGGAGGAUGACGAUGGAGUACAAGGACUUGAAGCUGGUCAACGACCAGAUCAUCCUUGUGACGCCGGUGACCAUUGUGCACGAGAUCGACCACGACAGCCCGCUGUACGCUCUGGACCGCAAGGCGGUAGCCAAGGAUAGCUUUGAGAUUUUGGUAACAUUCGUUUACACCGGGGACUCCACUGGGACUUCCCAUCAGUCCCGAAGUUCCUACAUCCCCAGAGAAAUUUUAUGGGGCCACAGGUUCAAUGAUGUUUUGGAGGUGAAGAAAAAAUACUACAAGGUCAAUUGCUUGCAAUUUGACGGGAGCAAUGAGGUAUACGCUCCCUUCUGCAGUGCCAAGCAAUUAGACUGGAAGUACCAUGAGCAUCACGCCAAGAUGGAAAAGGUCUCACCCGCCAAAAGUGUCAGCCCAUUGGAAAGCAAGGUCAGGCGAAGGUCAUUUAGCGCUGUGGCCCUCAUCAGUAGCAGUGAAAAUCCCGAUGAGACACCCAAGAGCACCGCAACCACUAACGAUGAAUCCCGAGAAACAUCUCAUCAGAAGACCCUUGUGACAAACAGAAUCUCCGUCGAAUCACAAAUGUAGAUUUGAGAUGCCAUUAUCAGGGCUGUCUCGGCUCAACCAAAUUGGAAAUCAGAUCAUUAAAAAAAAAAAGUUACAAUCCGCAUUUGAUGAUCUGUAUUUUGGGUGACUGGAAGGGCCUGACUAAAUCAAGAUUCCCUCGCACCCCGAUAAUCCCCAAACCUCACUUUAAUAGUUUCAAACUUCACUCGCCGCAAACUUCUGCCAGAUUGCUAUUAAAGUCAAAAUCUUCUGAUUUUUGAUUUCAUCGGCUUUCAUCGGAGACAUUUUUGAGUAGGAGUUUCUAGCUGGUCAAAAGUUUGGCCGCUGGUUCUAUCUGUGUGGCUACGGUCCAGUGACUAUAGGCAGCUGUCUUUUGUUUUCCAAGAUGUCACAAUUGACAGUGAAAUUCUAUACAUGUAUGCAACUACAGCCCAAAAGACUGAUGUGUAAGCAAUGUUCCGAUCUACAUGGGGUACAUGAGAGGAUAUCCUAUCACGUACAGGACCUGUCUCUCUUUUCUUGGUCUCCCACUCUUUAUAUAGCCCCCACUCAAGAAGAACAACUCUUUUCUAAACAGCUACCCACCGAGACUCUUCUGCAGGGGCUUCCUAUAGUCCACUGUUACAGCAAAUUGCACUUUCGUCUUUAAAAUAUUUGUUCUCACCACCCUGCAGGUCCAUAUCUCUUCACCAAGGAGCAGGUGCUCAGCUAUCAUGCUAUAGAGCAAUGUCAUUUCCGCAGAAAAGGAUGGGAAUAUCCUUUACAGCAAAGCGUACAGUCGAUCGCUAACCACUUUAACUGCAAAUAAUGUCCUUCUUAGGACUCUGGAUAACACCUCCCCUUCCACCAUCCAAAAGAGUUGAGUUUCCAGCUGUAGCGGAUUUCGUCAUCCACAGUUACAUUGCUCCAGAAAACCAGCUGGAUGGCUUUUCAGUGAAUUUUUUUCAUAAAAACUUAAGUAAUUAUUGUACUUUGAAAAUUAAAAUAUAAUAUUGUUCAUG
This is a messenger RNA of Tachyglossus aculeatus (Australian echidna), 2581 nucleotides long. RefSeq names its product potassium inwardly rectifying channel subfamily J member 16 (gene KCNJ16). The record is from RefSeq and is a predicted model, not a curated record. NCBI's taxonomy places the organism in Eukaryota, Metazoa, Chordata, Mammalia, Monotremata, Tachyglossidae. Gene Ontology annotation, cellular component: plasma membrane. Gene Ontology annotation, molecular function: inward rectifier potassium channel activity. The coding region runs from base 321 to 1601 and encodes 426 amino acids. The transcript is spliced from 2 exons. Gene Ontology annotation, biological process: regulation of monoatomic ion transmembrane transport; potassium ion import across plasma membrane.